AAAACGGUAAUGUGAAGCUCCUUCUCAUCAGAAGCCCCACCAAAAGGCACUUACAUGUUCCUACCACCAUGUCUUCCAUGGCCUCCACCAACCGAGACGAAUCCUCCGACAACGACAGCAACUGUUCCUCGGUAACCGCACCGGACUCCUCUCGCAGCUGGCUCAGCACCUUUAGCUUCCGCCGCUCCAACCGCACCUCCCUGUCCCUCUCCACCGCCGACACCACCUCAAGGGCUGCAUGCGAGGCCAUUCGCCGCCUCCGCCUCCACACCGGAGCCAUCGGCCUCGACCACUUCCGUCUUCUGCGGCGGCUCGGCAGCGGCGACAUCGGGAACGUGUACCUCUGCCAGAUACGGAACCCGGUGGUGGGGUUGCCGCAGUGCCUCUACGCCAUGAAGGUGGUGGAUAGAGAGGCGCUUGCCAUACGGAAAAAGCUUCACCGAGCGGAGAUGGAGAAGGAGAUUCUGGCCAUGAUGGACCACCCCUUCUUGCCUACUCUAUACGCUGCGUUCGAUGCCUCUCAUUACUCUUGCUUCGUCAUGGACUUUUGCCCCGGCGGAGACCUGUUCUCCGCUCGCCAACGCCUCCCCGAAAAACGCUUUACCAUCUCAUCAACUAAGUUUUAUGCAGCGGAGACACUGGUGGCACUGGAGUAUCUUCACAUGAAGGGCAUAGUGUACAGGGACUUGAAGCCGGAGAAUGUGCUGGUGAGGGAGGACGGACACAUUAUGCUAUCGGAUUUUGAUCUGUGUCUGAGAUGCGAGGUGGUUCCAAAGCUGUUGAGAAGCAAAACCAGAUCAGAAGGCAGUGCGAAGACAAGAACAUCAUCAUGUGCUGCCCCAAUGCAAUCAUGUUUCUCUGGCUCAAGCAAGAGAAAGAAGAAGGUGACAACAGUUAUAAGGGAAAAUGUGGAGGUGUGUGAGGUUGACACAGAGAUGGUGGCAGAGCCCAUGAAUGCAAGGUCGAAGUCAUUUGUGGGAACCCAUGAGUACUUGGCACCCGAAGUGAUUUCUGGGCAAGGACAUGGUAGUGCAGUGGAUUGGUGGACUUAUGGGGUUUUCUUGUAUGAAAUGUUGUACGGGAGAACACCCUUCAAAGGUGAGAACAACGAGAAAACACUGACCAACAUUCUGAAGCAGCCCUUGACUUUCCCUAGAAUUGCAGUGAGUAGCAGCAAGGAGUAUGAAGAGACGGUGAAGCUUCAAGACCUCAUCAGCAAGCUCUUGGUCAAGAACCCAAAGAAGAGAAUCGGCUGCUGCAUGGGCUCGGUUGAGAUCAAGAGGCACCACUUCUUCAAGGGGUUCAACUGGGCUCUGAUUAGAUCAGUUAAACCACCUGAUUUCCAUGCUGAUUUCAACAACAUUAGGCGUAGAGUUUUGUUACAGAAACUAAGCAACAAAGACAAGGAUCAACCCUUUCAGAUCACUCAUCGUUUUGACUACUUCUGACUCUGAAAUGUAAAUAGUUCAGGAAAAACAGCUCUGCCCAAAUGUCAUUAAUUAUCACAACACAAAUUAAGUCUUCUUACAUGUUUUUUCUCACUACCAAGUAAACAAUUUAUGACCAAUUAAGCUACCAUGCAUUGAACUUAGCAGUUUUUGUUUCUAUGUUUUUUACACUUAUGUUUGACAUCUCCACCAAUAAAUUAUUAUAGUUGAGAGAAUCUGUGGGUGUAAAGGAAAGGGAUACAAUACAAUAAUUAUCCCAAUGUGAUCCUCAUGAGAGCUUAUAUGAACUCAUGUGAUCCUACUAAUUACGCUUUUCAUUGAUGAGAAAAUUGCAGAGAGAAAAAAAAAAAAAAACUU
Molecule: messenger RNA, 1805 nt
Organism: Vigna radiata var. radiata (mung bean)
Lineage: Eukaryota; Viridiplantae; Streptophyta; Magnoliopsida; Fabales; Fabaceae
Product: protein kinase PINOID 2-like
Exons: 2
Coding region: 69-1448 (459 amino acids)
Biological process (GO): protein phosphorylation
Cellular component (GO): plasma membrane; cytoplasm; nucleus
Molecular function (GO): ATP binding; protein serine/threonine kinase activity
Source: RefSeq, a predicted model, not a curated record